AUGUACACCUGUUUCUACGACAAUUCAAGCAAGUCUAGUUCAGAAUGCAGUGAACCACUGGAGUUGCUGAUAACAGGUACGGUCUUGCCUCAGAUUAGAAUUAUAGAAUCAUAGAAUCAUAGAAUCAUAGAAUCAUAGAAUCAUAGAAUCAUAGAAUCAUAGAAUCAUAGAAUCAUAGAAUCAUAGAAUUGGAAGAGACCACAAGGGCCAUCGAGUCCAACCCCCUGCCAAGCAGGAAACACCAUCAGAGCACUCCUGACAUAUGGUUGUCAAGCCGCUGCUUAAAGACCUCCAAAGAAGGAGACUCCACCACACUCCUUGGCAGCAAAUUCCACUGUCGAACAGCUCUUACUGUCAGGAAGUUCUUCCUAAUGUUUAGGUGGAAUCUUCUUUCUUGUAGUUUGGAUCCACUGCUCCGUGUCCGCUUCUCUGGAGCAGCAGAAAACAACCUUUCUCCCUCCUCUAUGUGACAUCCUUUUAUAUAUUUGAACAUGGCUAUCAUAUCACCCCUUAACCUCCUCUUCUCCAGGCUAAACAUGCCCAGCUCCCUUAGCCGUUCCUCAUAAGGCAUCGUUUCCAGGCCUUUGACCAUUUUGGUUGCCCUCCUCUGGACACGUUCCAGUUUGUCAGUGUCCUUCUUGAACUGUGGUGCCCAGAACUGGACACAGUACUCCAGGUGAGGUCUGACCAGAGCAGAAUACAGUGGCACUAUUACUUCCUCAGGAUCUCAGAAUAGCAUCCUGGGGUCACUGAAACUUGGUUCAUUAGCCUCAGUUAAUAUUUCCAUCUGCUAGAUGAAGGACAUAAUGUAGAUAUGGGCUAGGAAAGUUCUCAUGCAGCAAUAAAAUAUCACCAGCCUUGGAGUGGACCAGCAGUGCAGAAACACACUAGAAUUUCCCCUGCACAUUAGGCAGAACUAAUCCUGUACACUAAUUACACAAGGGAGGAACAUGUGUCACCACAAUGCCUGCGGAAUGAUGACCAGCAUGGUGUAAACUCACCCAGUCCCACACACCAUUCAGAAAAUCCUUGAAAUGGCAGAUAUGACUGCAAAAUUCAUGGAAAUAUCACCUCCCGCCUCAAAAUCAGGAGCUGUCCCCGUGAUGACACCACAGGUGAGUCACACAAGGACAACCAUGCAGGGCUGACACGCAUAGCCAAGGCAGCCCUGUGAUGCAUUCUGCUAAAGCAGGCCCAAUUCUGCUCACCUGCAAGUAGUGUGGCAUUGUGGCCAGAUGCCCCACCUCUUCCUGCCCCCUCCCCCUCCCCUCUGCCAUUGCCUGAAGGAACCCUUCCCUGCUAGGCCCUCUGGCAGAUAGGAGACUUCAGAAAUAUCCCAUCAUCUGUAUGACGUGAUCAUGGCCUGCCUGCAAAUUGACCAAUGGCAGGUGGCUCCAGGAGUGGCCUUUCCUGGGGAGGGGAGCAGAGUGGGUCCAUAGGAAGGCUUCACUCUUGUCCACUCCUCGGGAGUAAAAAGGUGCCCACCGCUUUCCCAGCACCGCAGUUCUUUCACAGUGCCUCAGCUCACAAAACGAGACUGCUGGUUCAAAUACAGAGAGUGAGAUUCAGGGGAAAGCUGAAUUCAAAAGCAAAAAUGUGCAAAAUCGCAGUUCCUUGCAGUGGAUGACAUCAAAUGAUUGAGAAUACAAGCCACUUCAAGUCCAUAUUAGACUUCACUGUGGACAAGCCCUACAUUUGGACACUGAUGUGAUACUUCUGAGAACCCUCUGCUUCAGUCUGAAGCAUUUUGGACCUGGAUCUGAACCUUGAUGUAAGAUGGGAAAAUUAUUAAAGUGAGAGAAUUGGGUAAUAUUUACAAGCAUGGUAUUCCCUGCAGGGUGGGUAAAACCUGACAAAAUAUAGACAAAUGGGUCCAGGUUUUGUGCUGAUCACUUUCUAUAAUGGAGCUGCAAAUCAUUUAGAGCUGAAUAGACAUUCCUGUUCCUGUGUUUAAGCUGGUGUACAUCUCAUUACCACAGGGUUUGCCAACACAAUGCCCGUGGGUGCCAGUGUCCCUGCCAUUACCCCCUAUGGCACUCACAAAAGUCUUAGCAAAUGUCCCCUAAAAAAGACAGCCCUGCAGUGCUGCCCACUCUUCAUGGUUCAGUCUUCUCUGCACUGAACACACAUCCUUAAACAGGCCCACAUUUCAGUUGCUGCCAGUUGGGACACCCAAUCUGUUCUCAACAAAGGAGAGGUGCAAAUAACUUUUCUGUGAGUGUGUCAGUAGCUGAUGUGGGGACCUUUUUCCUAUUGACAGGGAGGGGUGGAUAUGAGUGACCUCAUGCCUGCACUACUGUGUGACCCUGCUUCUUUUUCAGCUCUUUUAGAUGUGGCGGCCAUUUUGUCUUAUGCCACACUCCCACAGAAGCCAUUUUGUAACUGGCACCCAGAGCACCACCUCAACAUUUGAAAUGUGCCUACUAGGCCCCAAAAGUUGGCAACCUCUGUGCUAUUGUGUAGUGCGUCCACUUUCACCUGCAAUCCAUCCUGUUAUCCUACCGCUGGCCGUAACCCUGUGGUAAUUGGCUACAUUCAGUGGCAUGCCUUUUAUGCAUUCAUCCUCAUUAUUUUCACAUUCUAAGUUGACUUCAUCCUCACAGAUCUCGAGCUACCGAAGCCAAAUAUCACCCUUUACCCAAAGAAGCUGAUUUACCUGGGAAGUAAUGUGUCUAUUCAGUGCUCAUUCAAAGAGGCAACCCAACGCCCAAUCCAAAGGUUCUAUCUCCAUACUGAUGCAGAUAAGAUGAAAGCAGAUUCUGUGAAACCAGAUGGAGACACGGCCACAUUUAACAUUAGAGAAGUGCAAGAGCAUCAUGCAGGCAAAUAUCGCUGCAGCUACAGAGCACCAUCAGGGGAUUUUAUCUCCUCCAAGUUCAGCGAUGAUUUGGAGUUGUUUGUCAUAGGUAAGGGUUCUGAUUCAUUGCCUCCCAGACAAAUAUAGUGAUCUAGCUUGCUGGAUGUUUGUACUCUAGCCUUAGAGUACCUGGACUAUGUAGAGCAGGGUUGGGAGACCUGUACCCCUUCCCCUUGAUGUUGCUGGACUACAAGUCCCGUCAUCCUCUGACCAUUGGUUAUACUUGCAGAGGCCAAUGGGAGCUGGAGUCCAAGGACAUUUGGAGAGUCGCAUAAGUAAAGAGAAUGAAAAAGGCCUUCCUAUUUCUUCUCAUGUUUCCCACCAAAUUCCUGGUUUACAGCAUCAUAACUGCUUCCAUUAGUGAACGUCCUUCUUGAUUCUAGAGAGUGUUGGAGCUUGGGUAGAGUUGCGUGGAUGUCUUUCCAGGCUGAGGGACAACAUGGAGUGUUUCCCUUUCCAUUAUGCACCCUUCCACCACACAAAAUUGCAUGGUGUAAACAAGCCACAGCAAAGAUGGAGAGUCCUUCAUUAACCAACGUCUCCCUUCUUACAGAUCCCUACUUUCCUAGACCCAUUAUCUCUCUGGGCCCCACUGAGCUGGUUGCUUUUGGGGGAAAUGUCACUUUCCAAUGUCAAAGCAAAAAGUUUUCCAUGAGGUUCUAUAUCCAAAAGUCUGGAGAAGAGAUGCUUCAGCCAUGCUUGGGGACUGAUAAGACCACAGCUCAAUGCUUCAUCUCCAAUGUAGAUCAGGUGCAUACGGGAGUAUAUAGCUGCAGGUACAGCGAGUCAAAACCUUUCAUCAUCUCAAAGACUAGUGAACUUGUGAGAUUGCUAAUGACAGGUAAGAGUGAACUUUGCAUUUACAUACCUCUCCCAUGACUCAUUAUUUAUUUGGGAUUUAGGUGUACCAUGUCUACUGAGAAAUAAGCUUCCAUUGAGUUCAAUGAGGCUUAUCCCCAGGUAAGCAUUUAUAGGGUUACAAUCUUAAUUUGUAUUUCAGUACAGAAUAAAAUUGGGCCUGUCUUUGUUUCCCUCACAUUAGAUUUAUUCAGAGGCAGGGAUAGCACUAGCAUUUGGCAUCCUCAGCCAGCUGUCAGAGCCCCAGAAGGGCCCACUGCUGUGUCUACUUUCCCUGGCCACACUUCAAAUAAUUUUUAUGAGGUUCCCAUGAGAGCUGUGGGGAUGGAUGCUGCCAUUUUAAUUUCCCAUGAUGCCCCAACGUAAUGUGGGGAAUUAACAUGGUGGCUCUACUGGGAUACAGCUCACUGCUGCCGUCACCAAGUAAAGCCACUGGAAGACCCAUGGAAAUAGGAAGUGGCCAGCCAAUGGGCACUUUGCUGAGUCCUCCCCCAACCCCUGUUCCACAAACCUGGAGGUGGCCCCAUUCAGAGGGAACAAACAUUCACUGGUAUUCAUGAAGAAAGCUCAGUCAUUCCCAAACUGAGUGCCAUGAGAAAGCUGCUACUAUGGUGUGAGAGAUAACUUAAAUUAUUGAAGGCUGCUUUGAACCUGAGAUACCUGUCUUCGAGAAGAUGGAUACCCAGCUACAUCUUUUUAUAAUGUUCUUGAUUAUCAGCCUGAGGAGUAAUGAGUGAGAGUCUUGUUGAGAAUGCAGAAGGGACCAUAUAUUAAUCAGGGCAGCCAAUAUGGUGCUUUUUGGAUGCUGAGGAACUCCAGCUCCUAUCAGCGUCAUCCAGCAUAGUCAAUGAUCAGGGUUGAUGGGAGCCAUAGUCCGGCAACAUCCAUAGGGGGGCAUUUUGUAUAGUUCUGAUAAAGGCAGAAUAAUGGUGCCCAGAGAUUAUCCUUUUCACACAAGGAGAGGGAUGAGAAUCUCUGUCAUGAGUGGGACACACAACACACGUCACGUCUUUUCCAUAGCCACACAUGCUACUGUGUCACUUAAUAACUGCAUUUUAAAAUAAAAUAAUUGUUUUCAACAAGGCUGAGAUUUCAAAAAAGAUCAGUAACUUUAUUAAAAUUUCACAUUUGACAAUUUUGGCACAAUAAAGUUCAGAAGAAGAUAAUGAAUGUUUAUAUGCUAGUUUCCACUGGGAGAAAGGACACAAGGCUCUGACACUAUUGAUUUUGUAAAGUGCAUAAGACUUCUUUUCUGGGAGGCCUGCCCAGAAAUAAAAGUCCUUGAUCAUUGAUUAUUCUGGUGAUAGUAUUAUGUUUUCAUGAAGCAGUGUUUUCUUUGUUUUACUGUAUUUUUAUUUGUACAUCGCUACAAUGAUCCAUAGCAUUGGUAAUUUACAAAUGACCAACUUACAUAAAACAAAAAAUGGAUGUCAGCUUUUGUUUCUGACUAUUCAGAAAACAAACUCCUGUAGGCAUCAUGUUUCUCUUUGCAAAAUGGCCUAGAGAUUCAAUCCUAAACACCACAAAACUCAACGAGACUUACUCAUCCUAAGCAUGUGUACAAUCACACUGUGUACAAUGUGUACAAAGCAUGGAUGGAUAUUUUGCGAUGCUACAUGCACUAUUUAAUCUGCUUUCUGUUCAUAGAUCAGAACAUAGCCCGACCCAAUAUCUCCCUGAUCCCAGGCUACAUUGCACACCUGGGAAGCAAAGUCACCAUUCAGUGCUCAGCCCAAGGUCAGAGCAAGAGGUUCUAUCUUCAUAAGGCUGAAGACAAGAAGAGUCUACAAAUAGCAGUGACAAAUGAGGACAGGAAGAACUUCAGUAUCAACAAAAUGGACUGGGAGCAUGGAGGGAGCUUCUACUGCAGCUACACAGAGCCCUCACAGUUUUUCACCUCUUCAGAGGCCAGUGACCGUGUGGAGCUGUUUGUACUAGGUGAGGAUACCAAUUAAGUCCCAGUAUUCUUUGUGGGAAGAAACAACUGGUAUAACUGUGCUUUAAAUGCCUAGUACAGGUGAGGGCUCAAUUUAUAGCUGAAAGUCCUCAUACAAACACUUUUGGCUUAACACCAGUUUUCAUGAACAAGGAAAUGAAAAUAGGAUACAAGCCACAAGGGAAGCUCAGGAAGGAAACCUUUGGGUUGGGACUGAAAUGAAGGCAGAGAAUGAAGGGAAGAAAUUGUAACAAGUGCAGACAUCUCAGUCAGUUAAAUAAAGAGAGGGAGGGAGGAAGAGAGAGAAGGAGAGAAGGAGGGAGGGAGGAAGGGAGGGAGGGAGGGAGGGAGGGAGGAAGGAAUGUUAAAUAAAUAAAUAAGAGCAAACUGCCCAAUCUUUCUAUUGGGAGAAGCUUAUAAUUUCGAUAUGUCAUGGAGUUCUAAAGGACCAGGUGCUCUAACAUGAAAAAAAAGAAAAAGACCAACAGGCUGACUGAAUAUAUUUUGCUUCCCUGAAGUGAUGGACAAGAUGGCAGGCAACAACUUCUGUAGGGCACUAUCUUGGUUAGCCCUGCAGAAGGCUGUUAACAUUCACAGCACUGGUGAUGGGGGUGGUUCCUUGUUGUCUCAUUUCCUCCUUUGCACAGUUCUCAUGUUACCCAAGUCUAUCAGUCCUCUGACCCACACUCAAUGGAUCACCCUCAGGGGUAAAUGUCGCCAUCCAUUGUCAGAGCAAAUAUUGGCUUGGAAUAGCCUUCGCCCAUUAAUUUCUUCCUUUGCACAGAUCCCAAGUUAUCCAAACCCAACAUCACUCUGGCUCACACUCAGUGGGUUAUCCGGGGUGGAAAUGCCACCAUCAAUUGCCAAAGCCAACACUGGGCUGCAAAGUUCCUUUUUGAGAAGACUGGAAAACAAAUGCCUCUUCAAGCCAUAGAGAUUAAUGGGACCAUGGGCACAUUCUUCAUGAAAGAUGCUAACUUGGAGGAUGGAGGGAACUAUAGCUGCAGGUACAGCACCAAGGAGAAACCUUUUAUCAUCUCAGAGCCCAGUGACUUGGUGACAAUCAAGAUAACAGGUACGAGAACUAACUUUGCCCAUAUCCUACCUAGUCCUAUACCUCAUUCUUAAUUUUGGGUAUUAUUUGAAUUGUAGCUACAGGAUCUGUUCUAUGUCUCAUAGGAAAGUACAAAGGAAGCUGCAUGUUCUGGAUAACUGGACAGACAUAUCAAGGGCUGUAGCUUAGUGGUAGAACAUCUGCUUUGCAUGCAGAAGGUCACAAGUUUAACCCCCAACAUCUCCAGAUGUGGCUGGGAAUGCCUCUGUCUGAAACUCUGGGGAACAGAUGCUGAUCAGAAUAGACAAUAGCACCUUUCUAUGCUCCUAACAUGUGCCAUGCUCUUUAGGAUCCCGUUCCUGCCCUAGGGAACUGAGAGAAACUAAAAAGAAGACUGCCCCCCACCAACCUUCUCUACUUAGAAUUCUGCAUCAUGUUUUGCAGUUACUAGGCUGUUUUGCAUAGUUGCAUAGUUGGACUCCUAACAGAUUGGGGCAGUAGCAAUCUCUGCAAUGGGGUGGAGUCACUCUUGUAACACCAGCUUCACUGCCGUCUAUCAGGAUGGAGUUGGAGUGGGCAAGAGUGGUGGUGAGGCUGGGGUGUGCAGGCACAUCAGUGAGAGCAUGAGAUUGGCUCUGUCACCCUGCUCCAUCCAGCUAAGCUGCUAUGGCAUCAGAGUCAGGUGGGCACCUCUGCACCUACUGGCUCUGGAGUUUUGUGUGACAGAAACGCAGAAGGGAUGGACUGACAGUGACAGUCUAGGAAUGGGUUGGGUGUUCAUAAAUUUUAACCAAGAACUACUUUAGAACAUUUUGGCUGAGGAGAGAACCAACAAUUGCCACAAGUAUAACAAUCUAUUCUGAGGUCCAUAUACACGAUGGCACGACAUAAGCAGGUUAAGUAAGUCUUUUUAGGAACAGAUGCAAUGAUGUCACAUGAGUGGAGAAAGAGGGAAUAACCCCAGAAUUCAGCUAAGAAUAGUGAGUGGCAGUUUUUUUCACCCUGAAAAGAACAGCAAGUUUCUAGCACAAUAUUGGUGAGGAUAACCUCAAAACUGCUAGCACAAUGUCUGUGAAAUCUCAAAAGGCAAAACAGCUUGAUUCAGCACAAAGGGCAUCAGUGUGGUCUGAAUCUGACAAUAUGACAACUGUAUGGACAAUACAGCUAGCAAGUGGGUUAAGGAUGUUUGCCAACACUGCACUGCUGCUAGCUCAUCCUCUAGACAUGCACAUUUUAGGACUGCCCUUGUCUAGAGGAUGAGCUAGCAGCAGCGUAAUAUUUUUGCCGGCGAAAUGGUUACGUUCCUCAGCCAUGAGUAGAAUAGUGAUGCCAUUUGCAUUUUUUCUCACAGAUCCUGAUCUACCCAGGCCCAGCAUUUCUUUUCAUCCUAGUGCAAUGCCACAGCUGGGGAAAAACAUCACCAUUCAGUGCUCUGUCAAUAAUUCAUACAAGGCAUGCUAUCUUUAUAAGGAUGGUGGUAAGAAGGAAUUACAGUCAGUGGAGACAAGUAGCUCUGAUGCUGUGUUCCUCAUCAACAAUGUGAGUGAAGCUGACGGAGGGAGCUACUACUGCAAUUAUAGACCCCAAUCAGGGCCCUUCAUCUCGGAGGCAAGUAAUACCGUGGACCUUUACCUAGUAGGUGAGGAUCUUCAUUCACGAUCUUCUAAACUAAUGAAUUUUGGUGCCCAAUGUGGCAUAUUUUGGUAUAACUUGCCCCAUAAACAAAUCAGAAUGAAUGCUCAGCCAAGACUGGAUAUGCUCUAAUCUCCACAUAAGCUUUGUGCAAGCAAAUCAAGAUAAAUGGUGCCUGGAAAUGGCUCUCCCACUGGCUUCUUCAGUGGGUUCCCUUUAUGGUGGCCAUCGCCUGGCUGCUGCCCUGCUAGUCCUUGCUUGCAUCCUCACCAUUUGGGGGGGCAGUGGGGGAGGCAGCGAGGAGUGGUUGGAGGUCCCCUCAGAGGUGGCCAUGGCAAACUGGAGUGCUCUGCUGGAGCUGCUGCUGCCAUGGUGCGAGGUGUUGGUGGUGGCAGCUCCUCAGGGCUGCCCACCAACUGCAUACAGGGCAGAGGUAGCGGCUGCCUCAAGAGCAGUAGCAAGCCCUCUCUGCCAGCCAAAGCAGCAAUAGGAGGGAAGUGGUCUACAGCAGCCUAGCUCUGGCCGACAUUCCAGACUCUGGCAGGCUGCCCAGUGAGUAGUAUCACCUACCUGGCUGGCUUUCCCAGUAGAAGACACCCAUGUCCACACAGAGGCACCCUGCCAAGGAAAGGGGUUUGGGGUGAGAAGGACAUGGGUAUUGUUUAAGUAUAUUUUAAAAAAUACUUUAAAUAGAUCUUAUUAUGCUUUGUGUGCAAAUUGCUUGAUUUGGUCGUGUACUUUUCGUUGUGUUUUGCUUAUUGUUUAUGUGUCUGGUUCAGCUACGUUUGUAACAGUGUGCUUUUGCCUAACUGCAAUGUGCCCUUUAACUCAGACAAUUCUGUUUGCUUGCCUGGGUGGAAAACAGAGAGGGGUGUGUGUAGAAACUACCCUAUUGUUCAAAGUUAAAGUGUGUACUCAUUGUUCUCUCCUUAUUGGCCCCACUGACCAAUGGCAUGUGGCCCCCAGAAAGUUGCCCAGAAGAGUAUACAGCCUUUGGGCUGAAAGAGGUUCUCUACCCUUGCUCUAAGAGGAUGGACCAUAGCUUAGUGGUAGGGUGUCUGCUUUGGAUACCAAAGGUCCCAGGUUCAGUUCCCAGCAUUUCCAAGUAGGGCUGGAAGUGUCCCUUGCCUGGAACUCUGCCAGAACCACUGCCAGUCAGUGUAGAAAAUAUUGAUCUAGAUGGACUAACGGUCUGAUUCAGUAUAAGCUUCCUAUCUUCCUAAGAUCCUGCUUCAGCUUUCUACACUGUCCUGAAAACAGCUUCCACCAUGUUCUACUGAUGGUCAUCUCACUUCUGUGGGCUCUUUUCCUGUGACAGAUCCUAAUUUAUAUAUACCAACAAUUUCCAUGAGUCCUAGCAACUUGGUUGCCUUUGGAGAACAAGUCACAAUCAGGUGUGAAACUGGGAAAGAAGCCAUGAUGUUCUAUCUCCAUAAGGAUGGAGACCCAUCACUAAACUGGACCAUGGAAAGUGAAUUAUAUCAUGGUACAUUGUCCAUUCACAAUGUCAGCUGGGACAACAAAGGGAGCUACAGUUGCAGCUAUGUAGCAGAAAAAAGGCCAAAGGCGUUAUCACUACAGAGUGACCCAAUAGAACUCCUGAUAUCAGGUAUGGUUUCUGACUUGGCUAUCUAACAGUGUGUCUUACUAUAUUAUUUGGUUUAACAGGUUCCUACCCAACUACUGUAAGUCGUACUCAGAGUAGCGCCCUUGAAAUCAAUGGACCAAAGGUGAAUCUCUUGCAUUUCAAUGGAUCUACUCUGAGUAUUACUUAGCUGGCUAUCACCCAAAUUCUUUGAAUCUUAUUUAGUUAAUUCUGAAUUUGACAUUAAUCAUAAAAAAUGCUACUGGGUACAAACUAGAUAUAAACGGGUACAAACUUGGGUACAAAAGAGAGAUUCAACACUGUUUUCCUGCUUCAUCGCCUUUUGCAGCUGUCCGUCAUGUAGAAAUGAAACAAGUAAUGCCUUUUCCUUGCAGGGAGUGGUUUUUUGUUUUACAGGAACCUACUUAACAUGGAAACAUCUGUUAUGGGCAUAGAAUCAGGGCCAGUAAAAAGUUGUCAAAUGUGGCAAAAGACAUAUCUUGCAGUUGAUGAUGGUGCUGGGUGGGUAGGUGGGUGCCCUUCUAACGAAAUUUUAUCUGGUGUCAAGUUGCUUCAAAGUAAUAUCUGAAAGAUAUUUACAUAGUGAUUAAAAAGAAUUAAAAUACACCAACAUUCUGGAAUGUUGAUAGAAUACAGGAGAUCCCUCUAGGAAGAUCUGUACUUAGCCAAAGGGCCACAAGAUAUCCUCUUAAAAACAAGUUGCUUUUGCAGCACUAAAGGUUAACCAACUUCUCAGACUGCAUUCUAGCACAUGGGCCCAUGAUUAAAUAAUUAAAUUUGUUAGUGUUGCUAUGAUGAGAAAAAAAACACUGUCUUAACAGACAUUGUCAUAAAGCUCAGGUCGUAUGGCAUCAAAUGCACUACUUUGAACCAUGAAUUAAUUUGUAAAUGUGUAACUGUGUCAUUGCCCUUGCUAUGGUUCAUUCAUGGUUGCUGUAUUCAGAGCUGGGAAGGAAUUUGCCUGCAUACAGAUUGCCUUCCUCAUAGCAAUAGUCACAACUUUUGGCUGAUAAGGCAUUGGGUGGAAUCCUUUAGUCUAAUGUUGAGUCAGGGUAAAGUGGUGCAACACUUCCAACCCAAAGCCGGUGUGAUCACAGGGUACCCGUUAGAGGGGUCUAGUGGGAAGUACACCCAGAAGCCAAGCAUAAGAGCAAACAGGCCAUAGAACUUCCUGUGGGAUGUAAAACUGCAGUCAAGUACAACAUUCCUACAGUGGACAUGUUAGGGGAUGUUUUGUACCCCUUCCUGUUUCCUCCUGAGCUGGGACAGACUUCCACUACAUGUGACUUGAAGAGGUUCUGGUCUGUUGUACCAGCAUGGAGGAGCACACGUCCUCCAUGUUCUGAUCAGUGUGUGUUCUCCAUUUUGUAUGUUGCUGUGUGUUUGGAGAAGUGAUUGCUUAGUUGCUUAUUCCAUAACUUCUUUAUGGAAUAGUUCUAGUUGUUAUGUAACCUAAGCCUGCCUUCAGGGAUAUGUCUGUGAACCUGAAUGAAUCUGUGAGUAAACUACUUUUAUAUUAACGUUAAUCAGAUUCUUGUGUUUAUUCAUUUUAAGAGGGAUUAGAAAGGAUUUUACCAGGAAGGAAUCUUUAAUAGUAAGACUCAGAUGAGUCAACAAGAAGCUAAUGGCUGCAUAAUUUAAAAAGGGGGAUGUUUGGAACUCUGCUAGAAUAUGGAACUUGCUAGCACGUUAGGAAGGAUAUCAUUAAAUAACAUAGCCUCUCCUGCCUCACUAAUCACCCCCACACUUCCAGCAGUUAUCUUGGAGGACCACCUAGGUAGACCCAUGUUCUUGAGGCCGUCCCUUAAUCCCAGGCCUGACCCUGCUCAGCAGCCCUCCAUUUGAAGGCUAAGAAUGUAUGUACACCAAAUGCCUCAGCCAAAGGCUACCUACACCUGUAAUCAAUAAAAGCUAAUUUUUAAAAUCCCAGAACAUUGUCUUGUGCAGUUUGCUACACCUAACAUUGUCUAGGCCUUUUCUCCCUGGGGCAGGAGCCACUGUGAGUGGGUCUGCAACUUGAUUUAUUCUUUUCCUUUUCAGAGAGCGACCACACCCUGGUGAAUAUCAUUCGCUUUGUCAUAGGUGGUCUGGUCACUGUACUCCUUGGCUAUAUAUUGACUUUGGAUCGGCGUUUCCAAAGGGAGCAUGUACACUAGGUGAGAUAACUUGUUCUUCUCCAACUCAAUGUGCCUCCUUUUAAAAAGGAAACAAAGAAACCCAAAUUGAGUUUUUUUGGGGUGCUUGGGGAUUCUUUAUGUUACAGAAGAGGCCACAGCUGGGUGGUAUUGAGGUGGUAUUAAGGGACAUAUUUCUACCUUGUCUUUCAGGUGAAGUCUUCGGAGGUGGUUUCACAUGUGUGCUACAUUGGCCUUUGCCUGCCUGGUGCGUUACAGACCAAACUACUGCUCUCAUCAGCCCGCGUGUGCUGUCUAAGGAGUGGUAG
Messenger RNA from Podarcis lilfordi (Lilford's wall lizard), 12386 nucleotides. Lineage: Eukaryota; Metazoa; Chordata; Lepidosauria; Squamata; Lacertidae. The record is from the annotation of a GenBank genome assembly.